Molecule: messenger RNA, 2798 nt
Organism: Phlebotomus argentipes
Lineage: Eukaryota; Metazoa; Arthropoda; Insecta; Diptera; Psychodidae
Gene: scat
Product: vacuolar protein sorting-associated protein 54
Exons: 3
Coding region: 90-2786 (898 amino acids)
Biological process (GO): Golgi to vacuole transport; retrograde transport, endosome to Golgi
Cellular component (GO): GARP complex
Molecular function (GO): syntaxin binding
Source: RefSeq, a predicted model, not a curated record
AGUGGUUGUCAAGACGUUGGCAGAAAUGACGAUGAGCGUGCUGAAAAGUGCAAUUUUCGGUGAAAAUAGUUACAUUUAUUGAAAUAUUUAUGCUUUCUAUCGUGCACAAUGAAAUGGCGAAACCACAGAUCACGGUGGAUGUGAAGUAUGCAUGGCAAACGUGUUCCUUCUGUCCUAUGAAUGCUUUCAAGUCAUCUUCAGAGUUCGUCAAGCACUUAAGGGAUCAGCACUGCACUAGGGAAGGUGGAUCCUUCGUUUGCCGGUACGGGAGCAAUGGCGUGUGCGCUUCUCUGCCCCUGGACGGCGUGAGCGACCGAGACUACGAGAGCCACGUGAACAGAUACCAUGUCCAAGGUGACGCCAAGGGUCCGGAACAGUGGUCAGUCUUCUCGGCGGCCCAAAAUCUGCCGGCUGUGCUCAAUGAUCCCAACCGCAGCAAGCAGAUUGAAAUCUUCGUGGACCUGCACUCUAGCGCUUCACUUGAGCCUUCACACCACCUUCCGGACAUCACAUGGAACCACUUUCAGGUCCACUUGGCGAAGAUUGGAAAGCGAUACAAGCGCCAUGUGCGGUUCGAGAAGCAGCUGACCUCAUCCCAAACUAGUCACUCUGGCCAGAAUGGCAAUGAGGUCAGCGAUUACGACCUCCAGGACAUUCCGCAGAUCUUCAUGAAGCCGCAUCUGGAGCUGAGCAAUCCCGCCACGUUCGCGUCGGUAUUUCCAGGUGUGGGUGACAGUCCGGACUCACCCCAAUCCUGUCGGCUGCUCCAGGAGAAGCUGACCCACUACUUGGACAUUGUGGAAGUGCAAAUUGCGCGUCAAGUUGGCCAGAAGUCGUCUGCCUUUUUCCACGCAAUGACGUCCCAGGACGUGAUCAUCGCCCAAAUGAGACAAGCCAUCACCAACGUUAGACAAUUGAGGAGUAAAUUAACCCACAUCGAUGAGACUCAAGUGCGGGAGGCUCUUCUGGUCGCGAAAUUGGCUCGGUCGCGGACACAUUACUUGAUGGUUCUGGAGAAGCUGCGUCUGAUGGCAACAGUGCAUCAGACGCAGCCCAUGAUUCAACUGCUCCUGGGCACGCAGGACUAUGUGGCGGCGCUGGAUCUCAUCGGGACGACACAGGAGAUUGUGGCGCAGGAAUUAGUGGGUGUUCACUGCUUUCGGCAUCUGCCGUCGCAGCUGACGGAGAUGGAGAGACUAGUGGACAAGAUGCUGACGACGGACUUUGAGAAGUAUUCGACAGCAGAUCUCAAUCGACCGCUCACAAUGGACGAGAAGGUGCUGGACGAGGACAAGCUGGUGUGCAUAAUCUCAGGGUUGCUGCGAAAGAAAAACUUCUCGUUUGUGGACACGUACAAGGAAGAGGCGAUUGUGGCCAUCAAGGCGAUCGUGAAGCAACUCAUGAUCGAGGUGAUUGCCACUGGAGAUCAGGAGGUCUGUCUCACAGGUGCUGGUGAGGAGGCACAGAGUCUCUCUCUGACUGACUGGAUUCUGCUCUUGGAGACGGCCACGGGCACGCUGGUGAGACUACUGAAACGCGUGAAGGCGGUGCAUGAUGUGAUGCUUCAGACGGCGGAUGCGAGCGCGGGAAAAGUGGAUGUGACUGCCUUGAUGGACUCUGAGGCCUUUCUCUCGCCAGCUGAUCAUCGGGCGGUGCAGCAGCGAUUGCAGGACUUGCUAAAGACUAUUUCUAACUACUGCCACGAGCGCUGUGCCACUCUCGUGUCGAAUGAGAGUCUGGAGAAGAGUUCCGUCACGGCUGAGGACAUCUCCAGACUUAGUGGAAUUGUGGCGGAUUUCAGUGGCGGAUGUGAGGCAAUCUGUGGCGGGCAGAGUGUGGCUUUGAGGGCAGCCGUGACUAAUCAAGGCACGAGAUUUGCUAAUAAGUUUCAUGCCGAGAGGAAAUCUAAGUUGGCUCUGCUGCUGGACAGCGAGCGUUGGAAGCAGGCAGAAGUGCCGGCAGAGUUUCAAUGGAUGGUGGAACACAUCGGCCGAGGGGAGUUUGAGUGGACUCGUGAAGAGGGAAUGUCUUCUCCGCCAUCGGCUGUGCUUCUUGUUGAUGGUGAGCCGUUCGCCCUCGUUGGGGCGGCACUGCUGCUCGUGCAAAUCGUUAGCGAAUACUGUCGAUGUGCUCAGCAAUUGCCUCUGAUUGCUGCCCAGCUGUCGCGGAGUGUAGUGGACUUGCUCAGAAUCUUUAAUUCGCGCUGUUGUCAGCUAGUCUUGGGCGCUGGUGCUCUGCAUGUGGCUGGAUUAAAGACUAUCACCAGUGCGAACCUUGCACUUGUGUCCAGAGCUCUGCAGCUAGUUCUCUGGCUACUGCCACAUGUCAAAGCACACUUCCAGCGUCUGGAAGCGAACGGUGCCAUUGUGGCGGGCUAUGACACGGUGGAGAAAGACUUUGUGAGCCAUAUUAAGGAAGUGGAGAACAAGGUGAUGUCUAUUGUGUGCACAAUGGUGGACAGUCAGAUGAGUAACUGGGAUGCCAGGCCUCCAGUUCCUUCUCAGGCAUUUCGCAAUCUCUCGCGGCACUUUGUGAAGCUUCACGAGGCAAUUGCGCCCAUCCUUCCGGACGUUCAAGUUCACAGUGUGUACAGAAUUGUGCACAAGAACUUCAAAGACAAGCUGCGAGAACAGAUCGCGAAGCACAAUAUUGUGAACAACGGUGGACCACAACACGGAAGCGUGACAUCGGAACUGACUUUCUACAUGCAGACGCUGAGGAGUCUCAAGGCGCUGCCACCGGAGGAACUCCUGGAUGAAACUCUGAACGAUAUCUGGAUCAAGUGAUCAAUCUCCAUA